Molecule: messenger RNA, 453 nt
Organism: Drosophila serrata
Lineage: Eukaryota; Metazoa; Arthropoda; Insecta; Diptera; Drosophilidae
Source: RefSeq, a predicted model, not a curated record
CUCGCCUUGACCAUGCACCUCAGUCAGCAUAUCGCGGUGCUCUUUCUCUGGCUCUGCUUCGCCCUCAUCAGCAGCGGGCACGCCAAGCCGUGGAAAUGGGGUCCAGCCUCGAAUAGCGGCCCCAUUGGCGGUCCCGCCUGGAACGGCGGCAAUGACGAGUCCACCGAUAACAUAAUCAUCCAUUCCAAUGGCGGCGGCAACCGCGGCAACGGAGGCGGCGGCAAGUGGCGUUACUAACUUCGCCCCAGUGGGAGGCGUGACCAACGAGGUGUAUUUUCCAGUAACUCUAUGAAUAACACUGCAAUUACUUUGUUUUCAAGUAGAUUUCUAAGAACUGACGCACGAUUAUACACCUCUCAUUGUCAUAGUCUUACAAAUAUGCAUAUAUCAACCUUGGAAUGAUUUAAAACCCAAUAAAUACUCACAAGAAUAUUCAUAGAAUCACAUAACGAA